AUGUCUACCAGUCAGUUCUUCGAUUUACUACCGGCUCAAUUGAAAAGGUUCUUCAACAGAUACCCCCCGUCGAUUAAAUUUGCAUCAAAACCGAUCUCCACUCAUUCGAUCGAAGCCAACCCAUUCCUCCCCAACAAGCAUCCUGUAACCGGUCGCUACCAUGAACCCAAAUACUCUCUGAGGCGGUCCAGCGUUUUGUACAAGAUGGCGUAUACCUACGGUGUUCAAGAUAUGUUACCUCCAAUGAAGAAGAAGUUCUUUGAAGACAAAUACCACAACAAAAAGAUGAUGAAAGGUGUUCUACUCCCUAAAGGGCACAAGCAUGAACUGCAGCGUGAGGCAAAGCUAGCGAAGAUGCAAGAGGCUAUCAAAAACGCGGACAAGUUCAUUAUCGAGGCCAAAGGUGCCAAGUACAAGAGAAAACUUGAAGCCAAGAAGAAUUCGAACGCCAGGACAUGGUUCUGA
Molecule: messenger RNA, 465 nt
Organism: Torulaspora globosa
Lineage: Eukaryota; Fungi; Ascomycota; Saccharomycetes; Saccharomycetales; Saccharomycetaceae
Gene: MRPL25
Product: mitochondrial 54S ribosomal protein mL59
Exons: 1
Coding region: 1-465 (154 amino acids)
Cellular component (GO): mitochondrial large ribosomal subunit
Molecular function (GO): structural constituent of ribosome
Source: RefSeq, a predicted model, not a curated record